UCUAUCAAGUCAAUCCCGGACGAGGCUGGACACUGGAGCUUGUGCGCAACCACUGAGCCGGACCUCGAAGAUCGAGUUCAUUGCUUGGCACUCUUUUGCAUCCGUCUGAGUCAGCGCCCUGCGGAAACGCGUUGCGCACCUGGCCUCCCCUCUGAUGCACUUAUAGCGCACCAAAGAUUUCCCCCCCCCUCGCAAAGUUGCAGCGUUUUUUGUUUGUUUUGUUUGCACAUUAACCCAAGUGGCGGGACACGGCGGCCCGAACAUCAUGUCCCUGAACAAGUACAGCCAGAGCUCCUCUUCCUCGUCGUCCUCCGGCUCCAUCCGGGACAGGAAUGUCUUCGCCAAGCUCAAGCUCAGUCUGUCGGGGGACUACCCGAGGAAGAACGCGGAGCUGCUCAGCGCUCAGUAUGGGAUAAACCUGCUGCUGGUCGGGGUGGCGCUGAUGCUGGCCAUCGCGCACCAACACGCCUCCGUCGAGGAGAAGGACCUGCUGUCCUUCACCACCAGCCUCAUGAUGCUGCAGCUGAUCUGGAUGAUGUGGUACAUCCUGGUGCGGCACAGCCAGUGGAACGCACGACCCGAGAGGGACGUCAAUGCCACGACAUGCUGGAUAAGAGGUGGUUUAACUCUUCUCGCUGUCCUCUCAUUGAUCAUGGACGCCUUGAAAAUCGGAUACUACGUCGGAUAUCGGCUGUGCUUGUCGGCAGUGCACGUAGUCUAUCCUGUCGUGCACGCAGUUCACACCGUAGCGCAGGUACAUUUUCUCUGGUUUCACAUCAAGGACGUGAUCAAGAGCUUUGAGACAUUUGAAAGGUUUGGAGUGAUUCACGCCGUCUUCACCAACCUCCUCCUGUGGUGCAACGGCGUGAUGUCGGAGACCGAGCAUUUUAUGAAGAACCACUUCAGAAGAACCGCCGGCCUGGAAUUUGAAAAUAUCACCGAAGGGGAGCGGGAGCUGGAGCUGGAGCUGGAGAUGCACUGCAACUGCACAACCAGCACAUGCUCCCUGUUCUCCCAGAGCUUCACGUACCUCUUCCCGUUCAACAUCGAGUACCACAUCUUUGUCUCCGUGCUGCUUUUCGUCAUGUGGAAAAACAUCGGACGCACCAUUGACAUAUCCUCAAACAGAAAGAGUCUGGUCACCAAAACACAGGGAUUGACUUUAGGCCCCAUUGUAGGCCUCCUCGCACUGGUCAGCACUAUAGGAAUACUGGUGGUCUACAUCACACGGUUACAAGGCCCUCCGGAAGUUCACCAGUCAGCCAUUUCUAUGUUCUACAUUUACGGCAUCGUCAUAAUGGUGGUCAUGUGUUCUUCCGGCGCUCUGGGUUUGCUCAUCUACCGCGCAAACCACAUGCCUCUUGACACAUCAAAGAACCCUUCAAGACAGCUGGACACAGAGCUGCUGUUCGGGUCGGCCCUGGGCUCCUGGUUGAUGUCCUGGUGCAGCAUUGUGUCAGUGCUGAGCAGCAAGAGUGACCCUCCUCACCGCUGGACCAACCUAGUCUACUCCCUCCUAAUUAUUCUGGAGAAGUACGUCCAGAACCUCUUCAUCAUCGAGUCCCUUUAUCGCCAGCAGGAGAGCGUAGAGAGGACGGACCCAGAGUUGCCCGCCAAUCCGGAGGUUUUCUCGGUGACUUCGCCUCUGCCUCCCUUAAACGGGAUCGACAACCAGGCAUACGAGUCUCCAAGUGGGGGCUCCGGUUCCGCGGAGAACGAGCAGGAGGAGAACGGACAGGUGUACGGAUGUCCGCGGAAGCAGUCGAAUGUGCCGCUGCCCGUUGACACUCACGUUGCGGAAACCUUAAAUAUGAAGAGGCUCGUCCUGAAGAACAUUGCUGUUUUACUGUUAUUCUGCAAUAUUUCGCUGUGGAUCCUUCCUGCCUUCGGCUGCAGGCCGCAGUACGACAACGGCCUGGAAGAGGAGACGUUUGGCUUCGGCAGGUGGACCAGUGUUCUCAAUUUUGCCAUUCCUCUCAACCUCUUCUACCGCAUGCACUCCGUGGCCUCUCUGUUCGAGGUGUUUCGCCGAGUCUGACCGGAAAGCCGGCCAAUGGUGCCCGAUAAGAUGCGCCGGAACCCUCGCCAGCAACGAGCGACGAACUCCCAGCCGUUGCACGGCAGUGCAGGUCAAGUGUUCAGGAGGCCAUCAGGGUCACUUCUGCAGUAGACUUGAAAGAAAAACUCAACCUUGGAGAGACGAACUACAGAGCCUGUGCUCCUUGAAGAAUAACACAAAGCAUUUUAUACAUAUUUAUGGGGAGAUUAUAGAUAUUUUGCUAAAUUUACAGGGACUCUUUAGUACUUUAUAAUCUGUUCUGAUAAUUGUUUCAACUGGGGUACAAUCCUUUCUAGAACUGAAUGCUUAAUCUGAAAUGCACAUUAUAUAUUCUCAUAAUCGUGACUAAAUAUAGACUGCAGAAUACUGACCGAGUCACAAUAUCCAAAAGUGAACAGUGCAGCCGGGUACAUGGAUAACGUUCUCAAUUAUCCAUGUUUGAAGUUUAGACUGAGCAAUAAAACAGAAUGCAUAGUAGAAUUGCAAGUUUGCAUUUACAAUGUUAUCACUAAAUUUGAGCAUUUUGUUACUAGUUGGACAUUCGUUCUCAUCUCGUUCGUCUCUCAGCCGUCAGAGUUGUUCGCUCUAAAUCCACAAUCUGUUCAUCUGAUUGAAACAUGUAUUUUAAAUUAUUACGCCAAAAAAGUUUCCCUGUGUGAGCCAGAUAAAAUUCACAAUGUUAUCAUGUGUCAGGAUAGACGCUGCUUUAAUUUCAUACCAGAAAAUAUUGUUACUGUCAUGACGAGUCACCACAGAUGAGUGCUGUCACUAAUGAAAAUGCAAUGAAAACAAUCACAAAACUUUGCACUAAAGACGUUGCCAUGAAAUUUUGCUGAAAGUUUUAUUCAGGUGUCUGAUUGAGUUCUCAGUCUGGUGCUAUACUUUUGGGUUUUCUAUGUGCCAAGUUGUGGGAAACAAACAAGGAAGCAACAACGACAAAAACAAAAAACAAAAAACAAAAAAAUAAUUCUCGCAUUUUACUGUAGUCCUGAAUAUACAGCUACUCUGAUCAAAAUCUCUUAGCUGCUGUGAUUUUUUUUGCCUAUUUGAUUCAAUUGUACCUUCAAGAGA
This is a messenger RNA of Poeciliopsis prolifica (blackstripe livebearer), 3130 nucleotides long. It is a transcript of the gene otop1, whose product is annotated as otopetrin 1. Gene Ontology annotation, cellular component: membrane. Bases 266 to 2038 code for a protein of 590 amino acids. Gene Ontology annotation, molecular function: proton channel activity. The record is from RefSeq and is a predicted model, not a curated record. Gene Ontology annotation, biological process: inner ear morphogenesis; proton transmembrane transport. The transcript has 6 exons. Lineage: Eukaryota; Metazoa; Chordata; Actinopteri; Cyprinodontiformes; Poeciliidae.